AUGUUCAGGUAUUUACACCCACAUAAUGAGGAGUUUCCAUUCUUUGUCCCUCACAGGGCUGGCAUGCAGAGUGUAAAGAAGCUGGUGGAUCGUGCCAAUGACAAGGUGACACGUGGCAGCAGCAGCGGCAGCAACAACAGCAGAGGCAGUAGCAGUGUUGGUGGUUCUGCUGCUGGUGGUAACAAGUGGCCUGUGGUGUUCUUUCUCUCUGCUCCCACAAAGCAAAGCGGUUGUGCUGCUUCUUUUGAGCCUCGCACCGAGGGAGAGGCUUUCCUUUACCGACAGCGUAACCCACAGACGUCCAAGUGGCUGCCUCUCCAACGCAAAAUCUUUGCAGAGUCUCACAUACGCCUUAUAGACGUGACCUCCGCGUCAGUAUACCGUCCAGACGCGUUUGUCGGAUCAGAGCACAUGUUUGGGCGUGAGUUGGACCUGCUUCUCGUGUGUGCGCAAGGCCGUAUAGAUACAGAGAAUGACUCCCUCUCUACUGCUCCCAUGCUCCCCCCUCCUCCCCCUCCUGGAUCUGCUUCACGUGUGAUCUACUUCUCGUGUGUGUGCAAGGCCGUCACGGGAUGCACGGCGCGGAAGGUGGAGGACCGCAUGCCCGGCCCGCCUCGCGGCAAGCACACCGCGCCACCCACCGCCGCCACUGCUGUGGUAAAUGCCGCUGAUGUUGCUGGUUAUGUACCGGCCUUUGCUUUGGACGAUGAAGAAUGCUCAACUCGCCCCAAGCGUGUGGAGAUGUGUAAGAAGGAAGUUUUUCAUUCAUCUGCCCGCGUGGGGAUGGAAGAUAUCCCUUCAUCUGCCCGCAUGGAGAUGCGUACAGUGGUGCGGCUGACGACCUCGGGGUUCCACAACCACCCUUCCUCUCUGUGUCUCAAGCGCCGCCGCCGCAGAGACUCCACGGAAGGAAGCACCGCAGCUGCUGCUUCAAAAGAGGAGAAGAGCAACAAUGAACCCCUCUCUGGCCUCUGGAAGCCUCACGCCGACCCAGCGAGUCAUGCACCGACUUCGAAACGCCACCUAGAAAAUCCUUCCAAGGCAUCACGGACUGGACAGUUCAAGCCAAUCCCUCCAUGGAUUUCCGACGUGCCAUCCCACAGGUCCGGAAAAAUUAUGGGCGCUUCUAGUGAAGCAGCCACUGGCCUUAUCCCGUCCUAUGGCAUCGGCUCUCUUGUUCAAGUUGAACCCAAGGAGGCUCUCACUUCCCCUGCGCCUGCAGUCCUCUCGCAGAGGAGUUGUGUCUCAACGCCGCGGCAGAGGGCGUUCAGAAGCGUGUGUGAGCAGAUCAUGGCGCUUAGCAAAGAGCCAGCUGAGAUGAGAUACGAGCCUCCAAAGCGGCAGCGGGCAACCCGUGUGGAAUCUGAGCCGGAUGGUCAAGGGGAGAGCCCCCGCACCAGCUGCUGCCACGUGGGGCCCUUACCUGCUGUUGGCCGUGCUGCAUCUGCUCCUCAGUUCCAAACAGCAACCCGCGCCACUCAAGGAGUCCAACAGAGCAACCCCGGACCGCCACAGUGCUUUCCGAACCAGUUCCUGAGCCCGGCAGGUCCGGCGGGCCCAACUGGCCGGCUAGGGCCGCCAGAGAAAGGGGCCCCGCAGCAUGACGGCGUGGACGACUGGAGCAGUGCCUGCGUGCAUACGUCGCGAGGUGUUGGCGUCUGCAUGAGCAGCAGCAGCAGCUUCGGUGGUGUUCCAGGCAUGGGAGGCCAGGCUCUCGCUGCAGUUGCCGGUGCUGCUGGUGGUGAUGGUGGUGCUGGUGGUGCUGGUGAUACUGCAGCUUCAGUACCUGCAGCCGCGGUCAAUGCUUCAGCCUCGGUGGUGACAGCAAUCGUAGAUUCCCACAGUCCUGCUCCUGCUUCUGCUGCUGCUGCUGCUGCUGCUGCUGCUGCUGCUGCUGCUGCUGCUGCUGCUGCUGCGGCUGCGGCUGCUAUGCCCAACUCAGCAGAGGUGCUGCAUGCGCUAGAUUAUGCAACGCGUACUCACAGCACUGGCUAA
Messenger RNA from Closterium sp. NIES-65, 1995 nucleotides. The record is from the annotation of a GenBank genome assembly. NCBI's taxonomy places the organism in Eukaryota, Viridiplantae, Streptophyta, Zygnematophyceae, Desmidiales, Closteriaceae.